Coturnix japonica (Japanese quail) is the source of this 7643-nucleotide messenger RNA. RefSeq names its product solute carrier family 7 member 2 (gene SLC7A2). Gene Ontology annotation, molecular function: L-ornithine transmembrane transporter activity; L-arginine transmembrane transporter activity; L-lysine transmembrane transporter activity. The record is from RefSeq and is a predicted model, not a curated record. Lineage: Eukaryota; Metazoa; Chordata; Aves; Galliformes; Phasianidae. Gene Ontology annotation, cellular component: plasma membrane. Gene Ontology annotation, biological process: L-arginine import across plasma membrane; L-ornithine transmembrane transport.
ACCUUCACAACCGUGUGUGCUUUGUAUGUAGGGAGACAGGUGUGUUUCAGUGGAGAAAACAGAGUCCUCAUGACGUUACGUUGUUCAGAAAGUAGAUAUGGUUCAUCUGAACAGCAAAGUGUUUCUCUCUCCCUGCCUACACUGGGCAAAUCACUCACCAGCUCCCGGCCUCCAAUCACCUGGGGCUGCAGAGCCUCCACCUCCUUUCACAGCAGCUCACACACCACAUUUAGUUUGCUUUAUCACAUAUUUCAGUAAAAUCACAUAUUUGGGACUACAGAAGUUCAGGACUGGGCAAGAGAAGCAGAAAAUUAGCAGAAGUUUCUCUGUAUAAGAGCUCUCCAUCCACCAUGUUGCCCUGUGGACCAGCUUUGACCUUUGUUCGAUGCCUGGUGCGUAAGAAGAAUGUCAAGGGGGAAGGUCUUGAGGACUCGUUGUGCCGAUGCUUAUCUACGCUGGACCUUAUAGCACUGGGAGUUGGAAGUACCCUUGGUGCUGGUGUCUACGUCCUUGCUGGAGAAGUUGCCAAAUCUAAUUCUGGACCUAGCAUUGUUGUUUCCUUCCUCAUUGCUGCCUUGGCAUCUGUGAUGGCAGGUCUCUGCUAUGCCGAGUUUGGUGCUCGUGUUCCCAAGACUGGUUCUGCAUAUUUGUAUACUUACGUAGCUGUUGGUGAACUGUGGGCCUUUAUCACUGGUUGGAAUCUCAUUUUAUCCUAUGUUAUAGGUACAUCAAGUGUAGCAAGAGCCUGGAGCGGCACCUUUGAUGAACUUCUUGGAAAACAGAUUGGUCACUUCUUCAGAACCUACUUCAGAAUGAAUUACCCUGGUCUGGCAGAGUAUCCUGACUUCUUUGCUGUAUUCCUUGUAUUGCUUUUAUCAGGUCUGUUAUCGUUUGGAGUAAAAGAAUCUGCAUGGGUGAAUAAAAUUUUCACUGCUAUUAACAUCUUGGUUCUACUCUUCGUUAUGAUUUCUGGUUUUGUGAAAGGAGAUGUUGACAACUGGAGAAUAAGUGAAGAAUAUCUCAUAAACCUUUCUGCAAUAACAGAGAAUGUUUCAUCCUACGAGAAUGUGACAAGUAUAUAUGGGAGUGGUGGCUUUAUGCCAUACGGUUUUACAGGAACAUUGGCUGGUGCUGCAACCUGUUUUUAUGCUUUUGUAGGAUUUGACUGCAUUGCAACAACUGGAGAAGAGGUCAAGAAUCCUCAGAAAGCCAUACCCAUAGGAAUUGUGGUAUCCUUGCUCGUCUGCUUCAUGGCCUAUUUUGGCGUUUCAGCUGCACUGACUCUUAUGAUGCCAUAUUAUCUGCUAGAUGAGAAAAGUCCUCUGCCAGUAGCAUUUGCAUAUGUUGGAUGGGGUCCUGCAAAAUAUGUUGUAGCAGUGGGAUCCCUCUGUGCUUUGUCUACAAGUCUUCUUGGAUCCAUUUUCCCAAUGCCACGUGUAAUCUAUGCUAUGGCGAAGGAUGGGUUGCUUUUCAAAUAUCUAGCUCAAAUCAAUUCCAAAACGAAGACCCCACUAGUUGCUACUCUAUCGUCUGGUGCAGUAGCAGCUAUUAUGGCAUUUCUGUUUGACCUAAAGGCUUUAGUGGACAUAAUGUCUAUUGGCACACUUCUUGCUUAUUCACUUGUGGCAACCUGUGUCCUCAUUCUUAGGUACCAACCCAGUUUAACCUAUGAGCAGCCCAAAUAUUCUCCAGAAAAAGCUGCCUUGGCUGCAGCAGAAUCUGCAGUAAGUGAAUCGCAGAUAAAUAUGAUACAGGAGAGUCACUUCAGUCUUCAGACUCUGAUUAAUCCAUCCAGUUUACCUACAGAACAGACUGCAACUACUGUUAACUGUUUAGUGAGUCUGUUAGCUUUCUUGGUUUGUGGCUUGAGUGCUCUCACUACAUAUGGGACUCAUUUCAUUGCUAACUUGGAGCCCUGGAGUAUUGGCCUUCUUGCUGCAUUGGUGGUGCUCUUCAUAGUUACCAUUCUCCUCAUCCAAAGGCAGCCUCAGAACCAGCAGAAAGUGGCCUUUAUGGUUCCAUUGUUGCCCUUUCUGCCAUCACUCAGCAUCCUGGUAAAUAUUUAUCUAAUGGUACAACUAAGCGCAGACACUUGGAUCAGGUUUAGCAUCUGGAUGGCACUUGGCCUCAUAAUUUAUUUUACUUACGGCAUCAGGCACAGUAUUGAAGGUUAUCACAGCGAUGGAGAUGAAGAUUCAUGUUCUGAAAAUAGUGGGCUGCAAGAAAAGAACCCUGUGGAUGAACCUGAAAAUGCAAAUGAAAACGAUAAAUUUCUUGCACAUGAAAGGACAAGUGAAUGUUAAUUUAUGUAAACACACAAGUCUUUUAAACAAGUCUUAUAUCUUUCAUUGAUAUUUUACUUGUGGACUCGAAUUUCAAAAGCUUUCUACCAACACUGUGCCUUUUGAAAGUCUUUACUACAAGGCCUGGCUGAUGCUUUGGACAAGCUGCUAAUCCGUCUUCAUCAUUUCAGAACUGACAGCAUGGAGAUUAAUAUUUAAAUAAAACAAACAAACAGGAGAAGUACCCUUUGGCAAGCAGAAAUCUGGACAUAUUGUUUGAACUGACAUACACAGUUGCUGGCAAUCACAACGUAUAGAGAACUUUAAAACUGCUUGCGAGAAGUUCAGGAUAUUUUACACUGCAUUGUGAGCACAAGUGCCUUUCACACGUCCUCCUUAUUUCUGUUACAUGGUCUGGUGUCCAAAAUAACAAAGCAACUAACUCGCUAUUAAAACUCCAGAUACUAUUUUUUUUUUUCUACAGAAGAAAGAUGGGAGAUAAAUCGAAGAUAAGCCUGGAAAAUAUUUGUGAAACAAAUGAUAAAUUGACAGACCUGAUACUUUGCAAAAUGUAGAAGAUCUUGUAUUUCUAUAAAAAUAGCAAAGAAAGAAUUACUUACUGAUUAGUAGCCAUGACUCACUAAUUAGUAGCCAUUACUUACUAAUUAGUAGCCAUUAAGAACUCAAAUAGAAAAGAUCCUUUAAAGGCUUUAUUUCCCUCUAAAUCCUGCUCAGGAUUUUCACUUCUGUCUUACAUGAGUUCUUUUCAUAUCAGAGAUGCUCCUUAUAUGAAAUGAUACUUCCAAGAGGGGUUAUGUUGUUUUCUGCAAAAACUUCUCUUCAGAAAAAUUAUGCCCCAAAUCUCUACCUUCUUUUCAGAUAGAAGGGAAGCUGAAAAAACUAACAGACCUGGGCUUUGGAAAGAAUGCUCUUCGAAGUUGUAUUUCAGCACUUCACCAAGCCAUAAAAAUAUGUUAGCACAGCAAUUUUUUGUGAGCCAAAUCUACACCUACAAAUCCAUUCAUGUGAGUAGGAUGUUUGAAUGCUAACUUAUGUUAAGAACCAAAUAACUGCAGCAGUGCUGUGUGAACCAUUAUUUUAAAGACAGAGAAAAUGGACACUGUUCUUUCAGUGUAGAAGUCACACUACUUAACAACGACACCCAGACAUUUCAACACUUUUUCACAGCAAAUAAUAGUCUUCAGACCCUUGAAGGAUUCCAUGAUAUGGAAUUAUUUUGCAAGAAGUCAUUUAUAAAAAUAACUUCCCUAAUGUACAAGAGAAUUGUUUUGUACUUUGUCAUGGAAGGUUUUAAUCAGAAGCAUAAUAUUACCAUCACUGGUAUUAAUCUCUGCUGUUGGCUACAAAAAUUUUUAUAUCUUGUCAAAAUGAUGUUGGUUGACAGUGAAAAGCACCUUUUUAUAAUACCUGGAAUUAAAGAAAAAAAAAAAAAAAAAAAAAAAAAAAAAAAGAAAAGAAAAGAAAAAAAAAAAAGGGGGAAAAAAAAAAGACCACUUAAGCUGCUUCUGUCUCUCUCUCUUUCUGUCUUUUUCACAGUGAUAGACUAAUGCUUUUUAAUCUAACAAUGAGUUUUGCCUAAAUGUAAGCCUAAAUGUAGAAGGCAGAAAGAGGAGUGCUUCUUGAUAGAGAACCUUGGAAUGUGCUGAUACCCCAUAGAAGAAUGAAUUUGUAGUCUAAAGCCUGAUGCCUUCUUUGAACUGGAAGGAAAGCAUUCUUUACAGCACUGUUGGUUUGGAAGGGAUUUGUACGAGUUGCACUAGUGGCCUCUGCUGGCUGCUCAGCUCAAGGAGCAGCAACCUGAAAAGAUCUUCACCGCUGCUUGUCUUCUGGGGCAUAUUCCUGGUUUUAUAGCAAUCCAGAGAAAAUCACCAGAAAACAUUUGCUAGAAAACCAAAGCAGAGCACUUGUAGGUGCCUGUGUUUUUCUUUCAAAGUACAGGAUAAGGAGCACACAACAGGAAAACCACCUGCCCUUUAACUGAGGUUCGAGCAUGUGCAUCCUGUAACAGCUGUUGUCCUAAGAACCAUUGUUCUAAAGUCUGGUGCCCCAUAAAAAUGGCUGUGACAGAGGAAGAAGAGAAGCUAUAGAGUAAGUGACAAUGCAGUCCUGUUUCUUACCAUAUCAUAAUCCAUCCUAAUACUUAUAAGUUAUAGUCACUUCUUUGGGCAAUUUGUCAUUGUUUUCCAAGAUGCUGUUAAAGAAACACUAAAAUGUCCUACUAGAGUCAUACAAGUAGAUUAUAGUCUAUGUGAAAUGUUUUGAUGAAAGAAAUAAAUAGUAAUCUUCAGGGCAGUGCUCAGAACAACUGAUAAGUUUCAGAACCUUUCCUCAUUGAAUGAAGGAGUCAUCUGUGUCAGCUGGAUCUGCCAUUUUAAUUGUAUUUCUCAACUAGGUCCCACUGUUAUGAAAAAGUGAUGAAAGAACUAUGUGUUCUUGUUUAAAACAGAAGAUAAAUAUGGACUUUCUAGGCUCCAAUAAGGUAAUCCUGGCAGACUGAAACAAAUGCUCUAUUAAAAAGAAAAGAAAGAAAGAAAAAGAAAAAAGAAAAUGAAUGUAUGAUGUAUGUUCUGUUGAAAUAGAAAUACUGAUAUUUUCCUGAUUUGUAACUACUCUUUCAUGAGCACAGCUUCUUCAGUGGCUAUUUUUUAGAGGGCAUCCUUACCUGUCCUUCCCAACUUGAAAAUGUCCUGCUGUUAGGGCAAGCCUGCAGUGCUCAGCUGAAGCUUUUGCACAAUGUUUUUACAAGCCUACAAUGGAAGACAGCUCUUUAAAAUUCUUUGCACAUCUUGGUGUGUGGGAAGCAGAGACAUUUUUAUACAGAAGCUGGAUCACAGAGCAGGCAAGUCAGGCUCCUGGGCUGCAAACUGCUGCUGUGCAAGGAAGAUCCCAUCCCCUCCCAGCACCAUCAUGUAGAAAGGAUGUGUGCCUGCCUGUCUAUAUGCUUGCAUCGAUCUGACAUUAUCCCAUAGUGAUUUUGAUGUACUGACUAAUUUCUAUACUGCGCUGGAAUUUCCUUUGAAGGGAGGCUGCCAAUGUAAAAAAGUUAUGACUAAAGCAAGCUCUAACUAAGGCUUUUGGAGACAGGUGAGAGAAAUUUUUCAGCUUGUAUGUAUUUUGUAUAUAAUGUUUCCUCCUUCAUUUCAAUAUUAUUAGUUAUAGUAGUAAAUUAUAUGAAAAUAAUGUGAUUGUAACAAAUGCUGUGAGGGAGACUGGGAGCAGCUGCAGCACAGAAACUACCCAGUUAACUAAGAAAUAAAAUGAAAUGAAAUGAAAGGAAAAUAAUUGGGUAUUAUUGGUUGCUUCAACUGCACAAGGCUUAUUUAUAUGUGUGUAGUUAAUGCCAUUAAUAAUCCAUGGCUAAGAACACUAUAAGCCAGAAGUGAGAUAUGAAUGCUAAUUCUGAUGUGCAUUUGUAUGUGUAAUCUCGAAAUUCCAGAUGUUAGCAGAGCAGGCCCUGUGAGGGGCAGCCAUUCUGCUUCUUACACAGGGGGCAUGUGUGAAACCAACCCCCAGUUCUGUUCUCAUGUUUGCUAUGUUUGCCAAGAGAGCAGCUGAAAGCACAAGUCCAUUGGAACUAAAUUGUUAUUUUUUAACAUACUCAUAGUUGUUGGUACUGUAAAUUAUUCUGUGCAAAUAAUGAUGGCAUGUAUUUAUAUAUAUAUAUAUUACUGGAGGUAGUUUUUUGUCUUUUUCUUUAUGGAAAUAAAUCCUUGAAAAACUAUAUUUGCAUAGGUACACCUGAGAUAUGCCUUUAGAUAUAGGAAUUAUUUUUUAUCAGAUUUAGGAAAGAAAAUAGAAGUAUAUUUAAAGGAGAACAGGUAAAUCCUUGUUCUCCCCUGAAGAAGCAUAGGAGUUAUAAAACGUUUAUGCAUAAUUCACAUCACCUAAGGUGAUUUUCAUGUGAUAUUCCAAAUUCUAGUCCUAAUUCUGCAACAGGAAACAAAGAUCAGUACUAGUGGUACAGGGUUACUUGUCUAUAUACUUAUGAGCUUAACUGUGCCGUGCAGAAACUUCAAAUGGUACAAUUAAUUUAGAAACAAAAUAUGGUAAAGCUUCAAUAUAUAUUUCUAUAUUUUAUGAGAUGAUGAAUGUAAAAGUCUAGCCACCUUUUUUCCAAAGUUUAUGGAAGGGUAUACAGCUAUUUAAGAAAUGAAAUGCAUACUGUUUUCAUGGAGAUGUUUAAUAAGUGCCAAGAUCAGAUGUCCUGCAAGCAUCCCAGCCUGGGUGAGAUCCUGACAGCGCAGGAAAUCUGCAUGGGACUGUGCAAUCAUGUUAAUCCUGUCAGAUGCCCGUGACACUUGAGGGUGUUUUGAACAGUACAAAUUUAAUUCACGUGAUGUCUAGCAUGUGUUACUUAGUUACAUAAAAACAAAUGUAAAGCACCUUUUAUUGUAAGGCCAUGGUUCUUCCCAGGCCUGCCAGGAGGUUGUACAAAUUGCAGAAUACUCACUGGGGUUACUCAGUGUUAAGUAGAAGCAGCAGGUGAUACUCCACAUAAUGUAGGAUUUUGUAUUCAUUUUUAAUUUUCUGUGCCUUUAACGUUUCUUUCUGGUACAUAUUUUAAGGACCUCUGCGUUUUACAUAGUUGGACCUUUCCAAAGCAAGAUAUAAUGCCCUCACCAUGUCUUAAUCUGUUUUCCAUUUGAUUUUAGAAAUCAAAUUCUUCAGCAUCAACUAAGCUGAAGGAUAUCUGUGCUUACACAUGUAUUACAAAGAACUACGUGUAUAUAUAAUUGUCUAUUUCUAUUGUUGGACAAAUUCUGUUGUCUUUUAUGUUUCCAUUGAGGCUUGUGUGAGGCAAACUCCACCCUCAGCAACAGAAAGUGUAGCUGCAGUCAGGAUGUGAAAGUUUAGGAGGGCCUCUUUCUUUUGUAUUAACAGAAAGUAAAGCACUAAAUAUGUGCUACAUAUCUUUAAGAAUAGUUAUGUGUGCUCCAUUUUAAGAAACGUUAGUUUAUAUACGUUUUAACUUUUCUUCUUGUCCAUGUGUUGUAACGAUUACGUCUGUGUGAUGUGCUGCUGAGCAUUUAAAGUGUCGACAGAGUGACUGUGAUGCAUCUUAAAGUACAGAUUUCUGUUUGAGUUCUCUAGCCAAAAGGAAAAGCCUUAAAUUUUUGUGAAUGUCGAAGUGCAUGUAUUUAAGAACAUGGUGCUUGUUUAUUCACUUUUUCAAUAAGAUUUAUAAUCAGCAAUAUUUUCAGUUACCUUAGUUUCAAAUCUGAUGGAAAUCAUAUUGCUUUUCAUAUACUGUAAGAUAUGCUUCACGGGAUAACAAUUGUGCAUUUGUUCUGUAUUUUUUUAAAUAAAGCUGAGUAUCACUUGUAUGUACUUCAUACAACA